UUUUUUAGCUGCUUCGUGACGUUCUCUCUCGAGCUUUCUUCUUCAUUCGCCAAACCCUCCACUCCACUUGUCGGACUCCAUUGCCAUCCAGAGAGAGCCCAAACAUAACCGCCGACCAGAGAAAAAAUGGCUUUAACCCACCGCUCUCCAAAUUUCCUAAAACCUCUCUCCGCCGCCGCCCUCUCUCUCGCCCAACCCCUCCGCCGCCCCUUCUCCUCCUCGUCCGACACCGCCACCCUCACCGUCGAGACCAGCGUCCCCUUCACCGGCCACAGAUGCGACCCCCCGUCGCGCGCCGUCGAGACCACGCCCAGGGAGCUAAUGGCCUUCUUCCGCGCCAUGGCGACGAUGCGACGCAUGGAGAUCGCGGCCGACUCGCUCUACAAGGCGAAGCUGAUCCGCGGGUUCUGCCACCUCUACGACGGGCAGGAGGCGGUUGCGGUCGGCAUGGAGGCGGCGAUCACCAAGAAGGACUGCAUCAUCACGGCCUACCGCGACCACUGCCUCUUCCUUGGCCGCGGCGGGACCCUGGUGGAGGCGUUCUCGGAGUUGAUGGGGCGCCAGGCCGGGUGUUCUAAGGGCAAGGGUGGGUCUAUGCAUUUCUACAAGAAGGACAGUGGGUUCUAUGGAGGGCAUGGGAUUGUGGGAGCUCAGGUUCCUUUAGGUUGUGGAUUGGCUUUUGCUCAAAAGUACUCCAAGGAAGAGCAUGUGACCUUUGCCUUGUACGGGGAUGGGGCGGCGAAUCAGGGGCAGUUGUUUGAGGCACUUAAUAUGGCUGCGCUUUGGGAUCUACCUGCAAUUUUGGUUUGCGAAAACAAUCAUUAUGGAAUGGGGACGGCGGAAUGGAGAGCAGCGAAGAGUCCGGCCUACUACAAGAGAGGGGAUUAUGUUCCUGGGUUGAAGGUAGAUGGUAUGGAUGCCGUUGCCGUGAAACAAGCUUGCAAGUUUGCCAAGGAGCACGCUUUGAAGAAUGGACCCAUUAUUCUUGAAAUGGACACUUACAGGUACCACGGUCAUUCUAUGUCUGAUCCAGGGAGCACAUACCGCACACGUGAUGAGAUUACUGGUGUGAGACAGGAGCGUGAUCCAAUUGAAAGAAUAAGAAAGCUGGUGCUAUCUCAUGAGUUAGCCACUGAAAAGGAGCUAAAGGACAUUGAGAAGGAAAUUAGAAAAGAAGUAGAUGAAGCCAUUGCUAAAGCCAAGGAAAGCCCAAUGCCAGAUCCUUCCGAACUCUUCACCAAUGUGUAUGUUAAAGGCUACGGGGUCGAGGUCACCCAAAUUGCUUGCGGAUUUUUGUUGCAGGCGUUUGGAGCAGAUAGGAAAGAAGUCAGAGCUGUACUCCCUUGAGGCAGAUUCGGGGAAAUUUUCCAACCCUCAAGAAAUUGGAAGGAGAGUUUUGAACAUUAAUGCUGAUUUGUAAAGUUCUUUUGCUCAUUUUGGGUAUGGUAAAGGUUUCUUUUCCAGGUAUUGGGGAGAAUUUUUUUUGUUGGGGAGUAUAUUUGGGUCGCAGCUUAUGUUUUACCACUCUCACGUGCUUUCUGGAGUCAUGGAAAAGUUUAAUCUGUAAAUUGGGUUUUUGCUUAAUUCAAAAAACAAGCACUUAUUGAAAAAAUAAGUACUUAUUUUUGUUA
Molecule: messenger RNA, 1631 nt
Organism: Rhododendron vialii
Lineage: Eukaryota; Viridiplantae; Streptophyta; Magnoliopsida; Ericales; Ericaceae
Product: pyruvate dehydrogenase E1 component subunit alpha, mitochondrial-like
Exons: 9
Coding region: 127-1347 (406 amino acids)
Biological process (GO): pyruvate decarboxylation to acetyl-CoA
Cellular component (GO): intracellular membrane-bounded organelle
Molecular function (GO): pyruvate dehydrogenase (acetyl-transferring) activity
Source: RefSeq, a predicted model, not a curated record